Molecule: messenger RNA, 1289 nt
Organism: Lycium barbarum (goji berry)
Lineage: Eukaryota; Viridiplantae; Streptophyta; Magnoliopsida; Solanales; Solanaceae
Product: suberization-associated anionic peroxidase-like
Exons: 3
Coding region: 80-1084 (334 amino acids)
Biological process (GO): response to oxidative stress; hydrogen peroxide catabolic process
Molecular function (GO): peroxidase activity; heme binding
Source: RefSeq, a predicted model, not a curated record
GAGCCCAAACCACACAAUAAAAUCAUCCCAAAAAAAGGCAAAUUGCUCUUUGAAGUCUUUUAAUUUCACUUGUAUCGUCAUGGCUUUUAGUGCAACAAAUUUGAGCUUGGCAUUGAGCCUUAUGGCUCUAAUUGUUCUUGCAAAAGCAGAUUUUAAUGAGAAAGUAGAGCCAAUUAACAAUAUUUUGGAGCAAAAUUCAGAAAUGUUAACUCAAGAAUUUUGCAUUUUAGGGGCUGUUGGUUCAGUUGUGGCAGAAGCCAUUAGUAAAGAAAGACGAAUGGGAGCUUCUCUCAUUCGUCUUUUCUUCCAUGAUUGCUUUGUCGAUGGAUGUGAUGCGGGUAUUCUUCUAAAUGAUAUUCCUGGAAGAUUCCAAGGAGAAAAAACUUCACCACCAAAUAAUAAUUCAGUUAGAGGCUAUGAAGUAAUUGAUCAAGCUAAACAAAGGAUUAAAACUAUGUGCCCUGGGGCAGCUGUUUCUUGUGCAGAUAUCUUAGCACUUGCUGCUCGUGACUCUGUUGCUAUGUUGGGAGGAAUGACAUACCCAGUGAGACUAGGCCGAAGAGACGCAAGAACUGCAAAUUUCACAGGUGCAUUAACCCAACUUCCUGCCUCAUUCGACAAUCUCAGCGUCCAAUUAACAAAAUUCAGCGCAAAGGGAAUGUCAGCUCGGGAAAUGGUCGCGUUAGUCGGGGCCCACACGGUAGGAUUCGCGCGUUGCUUGACAAUGUGCGACGACAGGAACAUUAACCCAGCCAGGAAAUCAACACUAAAUUGUGGUUGCCCUGUUAGUAACAAUAACACGAACUUAGUACCAUUGGAUUUGACAACUCCUGAUUUUUUCGACAAGUUUUAUUAUGAGGAUUUAAUCAGGAAUCGGGCACUUCUUUUCUCAGACCAAGUGUUGAUGGGAUCUAAUGCUACUGCUGACGUUGUUCGAGCCUAUAAUAAUAAUCCUGCUCUAUUCUUGCGGGAAUUCAAUGCUGCCAUGACUAAAUUGGGAGAUUUGCCCCCAUCUCGUGGCGUUCAGUUGGAAAUUCGCGAUGUUUGUAGCAGGGUGAAUGGUAAUUCCAUCGCGGAAAUGUGAAAAAGGAAAAAAAAAAUCUAUAAAAUUUCCAACUUUGUUGUUCCAGAAUAAACAAACGUAUGGCUUCUUGAUAGUCUAGUUUGUUGUUUUAUGUAAGUUGCUUGGCCCUCUAAUAUGUACCCUUUGUUUUUGGUUACACAUGUAGAAUUUUGAGUUAAAAUUGUCCCUUAUCUAUGGGAGUAGAUUCAUUUUGGUUCCUCAAAUA